Molecule: messenger RNA, 1065 nt
Organism: Funneliformis caledonium
Lineage: Eukaryota; Fungi; Glomeromycota; Glomeromycetes; Glomerales; Glomeraceae
Source: the annotation of a GenBank genome assembly
AUGCUAAGAGGAAGUUGCAGGAGUUUAAGGACGGCGAAGCACAGGGAAGCUACUGGAAAGGCUGAGGCUAAAGUUGGCGAAUGGAGAAGGAACUGCGGCACAACAGAGACGGUAGGAGAAGACACAUCUCGCAAACGAAGUCAACCGAAUAUCGAAAUGGAUGAUCUAGAAGAAAUAGACACGCGAGUUAAACAUAUAAGGAUGUCACCAUCAGAAUUUGCUAGGCAUUCGAAUUAUUCCAAACAGCUGAAGGCUGAGACCCCGCCGAUAAUAAAUUGUCACCCAACAAAAAACUUUGACGUGCCAGUUCUUUUGUAUCAUGAAAUAUUUGGAAGGUUUUUAUCCUAUUUCGAGAAUGAUACUCUAACUGAUAACGAUAAGGUUAAGACAUAUAACAUGCAAAGUGUGAUGAGCGAUUUCUACGAGUCUGAGGCUGAAAUGGCUAAAAAGUUUCGAAUAUGGGCACGAAGUUUCUUUGACUGUGAUACAACAGCCUAUGAUUUUAUUGAUAGAUCACAAAUUGAUGGCGUUUGGAGGGAAGAAAUUCAUGGGAACACAAUUCUACUAGCAAUUUUCAAAUUCAAACGAGAUUUGACUUGCUGCCCCUGUUUUCUCGUUUAUAAUAUCGGACAUUUCUUUGGCAUUGCUGAUGCAGUCGUAGGGAAGCAAAUCACUAUUACACCUUUUAUUCAGGGGACAUUACUCUUUCAACGUGAAAGUCAUCAUGAGCAGUAUGGCAAUUCUGGGCCAUCGCUGAUUCGUCAAACAUCUUUUCUGUAUAUAAACUCUUACAUGAUUAAUGAAAAUAGAAUCGAGUUUUGCUACUCAAAACGCAUAAUCGAUAGUAACGGUAAACUUGUCUUUCAGGUAGAAGAAUUACAAAUAGGCAUUAAACGUAUUUUGAAAUUUGUUACCUCAUAUGGUGUAGAAGUGCACAAAUAUUGUUAUGCAAAAAGCAUCACUCCUGAACUUAUAUCUGUGAAUACAGUUAAGAAUACAGACUAUAUAGCUAUAAUCAUGGAAGACCUUAGUGACAUGCAAUUUGAACCGCUUUAUGAAAUAUAG